CAUCGAUUCCACUGACGGGAGAAAGCUCCAAAUCUAAAACCCUCGUUCUUGGGGUUCCGAAUUCCAAUCUCUUCCACUUCUCCCACCCGCAUUUCACCGGCGAAGGAAGAGAAGCCCAGCUCCGCCGCCGGCUCCCAUUUCGAUCUCUCUCUCGCUGCCAUGGAGGAACGCAGCUACCAGCGCAAACCCGUGGUGAAGAUCCGCGAGAUGAAGGACGACUACAUGAAGUUCGAGCUCCGCAACACCGACGCCUCGGUGGCCAACGCCCUCCGCCGCGUGAUGAUCGCCGAGGUCCCCACCGUCGCCAUCGACCUCGUCGAGAUCGAGGUCAACUCCUCCGUCCUCAACGACGAGUUCAUCGCCCACAGGUUGGGGCUCAUCCCGCUCACCAGCGAGCGGGCCAUGAGCAUGCGAUUCUCCCGCGACUGCGACGCCUGCGACGGCGACGGGCAGUGCGAGUACUGCUCCGUCGAGUUCCACCUGCGGGCCAAGUGCGUGGUGGACCAGACCCUGGAUGUCACCAGCAAGGACUUGCUGAGCUCCGAUCACACCGUGGUUCCCGUCGACUUCAAUGAAAUUGCCGGCGAUGAGACCUCUGAGCAGAAGGGGGUUAUGAUUGUGAAACUGCGCCGUGGACAAGAGCUAAGACUCCGGGCAAUAGCUAGGAAAGGUAUUGGGAAAGAUCAUGCGAAGUGGUCUCCAGCAGCCACCGUGACUUUCAUGUAUGAACCAGAGAUCAAUAUCAAUGAAGAUAUGAUGGCAAGAUUGUCACUUGAAGAUAAGCAGAGUAUAGUAGAGAGCAGCCCUACCAAGGUUUUCGACAUCGAUCCUACUACCCAACAGGUUGUGGUUGUGGAUGCUGAAGCAUAUACUUACGAUGAUGAAGUCAUCAAGAAACUGGAAUCAAUGGGGAAGACAGGGCUUAUCGACAUUAAAGCCAAGGAGGACAGCUUCAUAUUCACGGUUGAGACGACCGGUGCUGUUAAAGCUUCUCAGCUGGUGCUUAAUGCCAUAGAGAUACUCAAACAAAAGCUGGAUGCAGUUCGUUUGUCUGAUGAUACAGUUGAAGCUGACGAUCAGUUUGGUGAACUCGGUGCCCACAUGCGUGGAGGAUAGAUAGAUAGAUAGUCUCUAGCUGGUAAACCCCGUCUUAAUGGGUAUUUAGGAGCACCCCCCUGAACCUGAACGAGCUCGUUAUCGUCUUCCAUUUUUGUCUGCUCACUGUCUGAAUGUUCAUGGUGUUUUUCUGUUCACCUCAUUACACCUCAGAGGUAACGGAUACCACCGAGGUAACUCUUCACUUAAACAAUAUGGAACCUUAUUAACCUUGAACUACCCAUCUGGUUUGCUUUGAUUGUUCUCUUCACCCUGUUGAACUUGAAUUCGAAUCCUACUAAUGAGCUCACCAUAUUCGAGCGUAGAACGACCUUGCUCGGCUAAAUGUAGCAUGGCAUUCAGCCAUCGCGAUCUUGUUGGCAUCUCGGUAUGUCUUGUUCCUCUUGUCAUGGACGACAGAGCACACAUAUAAAAAUAUGUGUAGGAUCGAUGUUGAUUGAAGACAGACGAGUCGACGACGACGCAAAUGCAUACAAAGUCAGUUAGCCC
Linum tenue is the source of this 1605-nucleotide messenger RNA. NCBI's taxonomy places the organism in Eukaryota, Viridiplantae, Streptophyta, Magnoliopsida, Malpighiales, Linaceae. The record is from the annotation of a GenBank genome assembly.